Messenger RNA from Halichondria panicea, 849 nucleotides. Its product is annotated as ubiquitin-conjugating enzyme E2 J2-like. The record is from RefSeq and is a predicted model, not a curated record. Lineage: Eukaryota; Metazoa; Porifera; Demospongiae; Suberitida; Halichondriidae. The transcript has 5 exons. Bases 31 to 699 code for a protein of 222 amino acids.
UGUGUAGCUCACUAAAUACUGUUCUGGAGGAUGGCCUCUCCUAUAGCCGUGAGAAGACUGAGACAAGACUACCUCAGAGUCAAGAGGGACCCAGUGCCCUAUGUAGACGCCAAUCCUCUGCCUUCAAACAUCCUGGAAUGGUAUUAUGUUGUCAAGGGACCUGAAGACUCGCCCUAUCACGGUGGUUUCUACCUAGGCAAGCUGGUGUUCCCCAAGGAUUACCCAUUCAAGCCACCUAGGAUCAUGAUGAUCACUCCCAAUGGCCGCUUCCAAACCAACACACGGCUCUGUCUCUCCAUUAGUGACUUCCAUCCUGACACCUGGAACCCAGCCUGGUCUGUGGCUACUAUCCUCACUGGUCUGCUCAGCUUCAUGCUUGAGACCACGUCCACAGUGGGUAGUAUCCAGACUACAGUGGAGACCAAGAAGAGUCUGGCAGUGAGCAGCUGGGAUUACAAUCUUAAACACACACUCUUCACACAGCUCUUCCCCACCUCCUGUGAGGAGAUAAAGAAGGCCAAGGCAGAGUAUCAGGCCAACUUGGCACAUCCAGAAACUGUCCUAGUUCCUCCGAACCAUCUUAGCUCUAAUCGGCAUCACCAUGGUUACUGCACUGGAACGGCAUCAAACGUUCUCUUAUUUGUUGGAGUGAUACUAUUCGCUGGACUAGUUAACCUCCUACUGAAGUCUGUACCUUGACCUUUGUUAAUAUUGUGCUCAUCUUUCUCACACAAAUCUGAAUGUUUUUACACGCAUAAACUUUUUUCUUAUAAAAUUAUUGGUUAAGUACUUCAGAAGAACAGCCGAUGAUGAUGAUGAUUGUUAUUAUUAUUAUUAUGCAAAAUGAAA